AACCCCCUCUUCUCUCUCUCACCUGUAGUUCCACAAUCCACAACUAUAUUCCCCAUCUCUUUCUCCAUCUCUUUCUCUUCCUCCACCACUACUAUUCAGCUAUAAAAGAAAAGAAAAGAAAAGAAAAAAAUUCUUAUAUAAAUUAAUAAUGGCUGUAUCUGGUUUUGAAGGCUUUGAGAAGCGGCUGGAGCUCCACUUCUUUGGAGAUGAUCCGGCCGUGACGGAAAUGGGUCUUCGGCAGCUGGACUUCGGGUCACUAGAACAAGUCCUGGAUGCGGUGCAAUGCACCGUGGUCUCGGCCGUAGGCAAUUCCUAUUUCGAUGCCUACGUGUUGUCGGAGUCCAGCCUCUUCGUCUACCCCACAAAGAUCAUCAUCAAGACGUGUGGGACCACCCAGCUACUCAAAUCCAUCCGUCCGUUGCUCCACUACGCACGCCACCUCGGCCUCACUCUAUGCUCCUGCCGCUACACUAGGGGUAGCUUUAUCUUCCCCAAGGCUCAGCCAUUUCCGCACACCACCUUCAAAGAAGAAGUUAUCUGCUUGGAAGAAAGCCUCCCUACCAAUCUCUGCUGUAGAAAAGCCUCCGUUAUGCCCUCCAAAACCCCCUCUCAUUCUUGGCAUGUUUUCACUGCUAGCGAUGAUGCGCAUGUUCCCGGCGUGUUAUACACGCUCGAAAUCUGUAUGACAGAGCUCGACCGCGUCCUCGCUCGCAAGUUCUUUAAGCGUCCCGGCGACGAGAAGACAGGCGACACCGCCGGAAAAGAGAUGACCCAGCUGACCGGUAUCGGAGACAUCAACCCCGGCGCUCUUAUUUGCGACUUUGCGUUCGAUCCCUGCGGGUACUCCAUGAAUGGGAUUAUCGACGGCGACCGCUACUCCACCAUCCACGUAACCCCCGAGGACGGUUACAGCUACGCAAGCUUCGAGUGCGUGGGGUCCAUCUACGACGACCAUGACGACGUCGUCCAGAUUUUGCAGAAGGCAGUGCAAGUUUUCCGGCCGGCGACGAUGUCCGUAUCGACUACAUGCACUAGCCACGAGGUGUGGACGAGGGUGGCGGGUGCGCUCGAGCCGCUUGGAUUGAAAUGCCGGAGUUGCGCAAUGGAUGACUUCCCCGCCGCCGGGAGCGUCGUGUUUCAAACGUUUACGACUCGCCGGAAGUAAUUAAGCCAAAAAAAAAAAAAAACCCAGACAGCGGUGGUUGUGGUGGCGGUAGAUAUGGAAGGAGCGGAAGAGAGUUAGAGACGUAGAUGAAUUAGUUGAAAAUUGUAGGGCGGGUGAUGCGUGAUGAUAAUGACGUGGAAGAAGGUGAUUGGGUGAUGAGGGUGAUGAAUGUGGGGUUGACUUGUGUAGAAAGAUUAAAAAAAAAAAAAAAAAAAAAAGGAUUAGAGAUGAGGAGGGUGAUGUGGUAAGUAGCUGAAAAGGUUGGUGGGAUACUGGAAUCAUCAUGAUAAGGCACCCCACUUAGGCUUGCACGCCUAAGAUUUUGAGGAUGGUAGUGGGGAGAGUAAAAGUGCUCAUGUUUGAGGUCAUAUUGAACUUUCUCAAUCUCUAUGUUCUAUUCUUUUUCUU
Molecule: messenger RNA, 1573 nt
Organism: Corylus avellana
Lineage: Eukaryota; Viridiplantae; Streptophyta; Magnoliopsida; Fagales; Betulaceae
Gene: BUD2
Product: Adenosylmethionine decarboxylase family protein
Biological process (GO): spermidine biosynthetic process; spermine biosynthetic process
Cellular component (GO): cytosol
Molecular function (GO): adenosylmethionine decarboxylase activity
Source: RefSeq, a predicted model, not a curated record